This is a messenger RNA of Neltuma alba, 1161 nucleotides long. RefSeq names its product zinc finger BED domain-containing protein RICESLEEPER 2-like. The transcript is spliced from 3 exons. Bases 1 to 1161 code for a protein of 386 amino acids. The record is from RefSeq and is a predicted model, not a curated record. NCBI's taxonomy places the organism in Eukaryota, Viridiplantae, Streptophyta, Magnoliopsida, Fabales, Fabaceae. Gene Ontology annotation, molecular function: DNA binding; protein dimerization activity.
AUGACCAAUGUUGUUGUUGAUGGAGACAAAAGGUCUGAAGCUAACUCUUCUGUGCAUGACAAUGGAAUUGGAAAGAAAGCUAAAAAAAAUGUACAUCUGAAGUGUGGAGUUCAAGAGGGAUUGAAAGUAGCAAGUAGUGCUAUCCAAAAGAUUAGGAAUAGCAUUAGAUAUGUAAAGGCAUCAGAGGCGAGGGCAAUCAAUUUCAAGAAGUGCAUUGAACAGGUUGGUGUUAGGUGUUCUAUGGGUUUAAGGUUGGAUGUUCCUACUAGAUGGAAUUCAACUCAUUCAAUGCUUGAAAGUGCACUUUACUAUCAUCGUGCUUUUGCUACUUUGGCUUUCAAUGAUACAAAUUAUCACCAUUCUUUGACAAUUGAUGAGUGGUCUAGGGCAGAGAUGAUUUGUGAAUUCUUCGCUCCAUUUGCAAGGAUAACGGAGUUGAUUUCUGGCACAUCAUAUCCAACUUCAAACUUGUAUUUUGUGCAGAUAUCAAAAAUUAAGUUACUACUGAAAGAAUUUCUAGAUCAUGAUGAUGUUGUGAUCCAAAAUAUGGUUGCAAGUAUGCUUGAAAAGUUUGACAAAUAUUGGAGUGAUUAUAGUGUCAUUCUUGCAAUUGCAAUCAUUCUUGAUCCACGGAUGAAGUUUGAUAUAAUAAGGUUUUCUUAUGCACAACUUGAUCCUGUGAAUCAUACUGAGAAGAUUGAACAUAUUAGGAAGAAGAUGUACUUAGUUUUCAAUGAAUAUAAAAUCAUGGAUGUGGUUGGAUCAUCAUCGUCAACUCCUAGUCCUAUUGUUGCUCCAAAUAAUGAUUCAGGUUCUUCUAAUGCUAGUGACAUGAACAUUAUGUUGCCAAGAACAUCAAAUCAACCUCCUUCUUAUCCAUCUAAAGGUGGUAUUAUAAGCCAUGGCUGUUUAAACACUAUGGCUUUUGGGGAUUAUCUCAAAUGCAAGAGCAAGGACAUUGCAUCAAUGGAAAAUUCUAAACUUGACUUUUAUUUAGAAGAAGCAACAAUGGAUCCAAAUCUGUUUCUGAAGAUGGAUGUUUUGGAUUAUUUAAGGACUAAUGCAGCUUGCUUUCCCUAUCUAUCAAAGAUGGCAUGUGAUAUUUUGAGCAUUCUAAUCACCACAGUGGCUAGUGAAUCAGCUUUCAGUAUUGGUUCAUGA